UGACACUUCAAUAUCAUUAGAUCUGUACUGAGCAGAAAAGGGCUGGCGUCGGCUAUGGGCGGACUACGCAGGCGCAAAGGACUAGAUCCCUAAUAGAGACAGUGCGGCAGGAAAACCGCAGCAACGCCAGGGAUUUGUGUAAGGAAAGGGGGGAAAUAAAAAUCCAAAGAAAAAAACAACAUGGAAUUAAAAUAAACAUAUCUAUCCACAAAUGGAAAAGAACGGUUUUAAAAUGGAAACUGGAUAACUUGGAUAUGCGUCUUUCCACAAAUAAAUACAUAAUAAUAAUAAAAAAAACACGGGGCAAAGCCAAGGAGAAUGGAUGAAAAAUGCAACGGAAUCUGCUGCUGCUUGAUUUUGCCAGCUGAAUUGAACACGCGAGAACAUAUGGAAUACUAAUUGGAAAAACAUAAUCACCAAGCGCUGCUGUUCAGAUAAGGUCAACUGUGUCUGUACAGAAAACGUUUUUUUGAAAAAAAAAAAAAAAAUAAGCAAACAAAAGUCAAAUUAGGUGCAUUGAAUUCCAUUGGAGGGAUGUCAUCAGGUCCCAUUGCUUGACAAGCAGAUACUGGUUUCAGGAGACGGGCAUUUCCAUCUGAGGUGUUAGAAUGGGCGAUGCCGCAGAUAGCAAGGAGAUUAGAAAGACUUUUAUUGUUCCAGCCAUAAAAGCCUUUGAUCAAUACGACUUUUCCAGGGCUAAAAUCUCUUGUAGCCUGGCAUGGCUGGUUGCCAAAGCCUUUGGGACAGACAAUGUGCCAGAGGACCUGAAGGAGCCCUUCUACACAGACCAGUACGAGCAGGUGCACACCAAACCUCCCGUGGUGAACCUGCUUCUGUCAGCUGAGCUGUACUGCCGUGCGGGGAGCCUCAUUCUCAAGAGCGAUGCAGCCAAGCCUCUCCUGGGACAUGAUGCUGUCAUCCAGGCGCUCGCACAGAAGGGACUUUAUGUCACAGACCAGGAGAAGUUGGUUACCGAGAGGGACCUGCGCAAGAAGCCCAUUCAGAUUAGUGCUCACUUAGCCGUGAUUGACACUUUGAUGAUGGCUUACACAGUGGAGAUGGUGAGUGUGGAGAAGGUGGUUGCUUGUGUUCAGAAGUAUUCAGCCCUCACAGACACAGAUCUGCCAUACGACACUGAGGAUGCUGUCAUGAGCUGGAUGAAUAAGGUUAACGAGCACUUGAACGAUAUAAUUAUGCAGGAGCAGAAGAUGAGAGCAUUGCGGUGUUCAGACACGACUGGUGGUCCAACGUCUCCAACCAAAUGGUAUUGGAAACUGGUUCCUGCCCGCUACAGGAAGGAACAGGCACUCACAAGUCAAAUGCCUUGUAUACCCUCUGUGGAGAACUUAUUGAAAGACAGUACUGACGGCGGAGCUCUUGCUGCGUUGAUCCAUUUCUACUGUCCUGAAACGGUCAAGCUGGAAGAUAUAUGCCUGAAGGAAACCAUGUCAUUGGCAGACAGCUUGUAUAAUCUUCAGCUGAUUCAGGAGUUUUGUCAGGAGAACCUGAACGGAUGCUGCCACUUUGCACUGGAAGACAUGAUCUACGCCUCCUCCUCAAUAAAGAACAACUACCUGGUGUUUAUGGCAGAGCUGUUUUGGUGGUUUGAAGUAGUGAAGCCUUCCUUUGUACAGCCUCGGGUUCUAGACAUCGAUGUUGAUGCAGCAGAGGCAGUUCAGCCAAUAAGGAACAUGCCCACGUUUCCCAUUUCGAAUGCUACAAAAAGAAGCUUUACUGAGAGUCCUUCCAGUCCAGACAUGGAUGCCAGCCUAGGCUUGUCACCACCUCUGUCUCUUCUGCCACUUAGACUCAAACAGCAGCGGCCUCAAAAUGCCACUUCAGGAGCAAUGAGAAGAUCCACCUCAAUGUCUUAUGUGGAUGGCUAUGUUGGAACCUGGCCGAAGGAAAAAAGGUCAUCGGUCCAUGGAGUGUCCUUUGACAUCCCUUUUGAUAAAGAGAACACUAUGCAGACCUCUAUCCCUCCGAGCCGUGGGAUGACCAGAUCCUUCAGCAAUGAAGGUCUAGGAUUUAAACUUAAUCAACACCCCAGAAACAUAAAGAGAAACCUCUCCUUCCAGCCCGUGAAUGGACAGAGCGAAGCAGAAGGCAUUGAAGAGGAAAUGUACCCAGAAGACCAAACUGACACAGAACUCUACAACAACCAUUCAGGAAGAGCUAAUCCAAGGAAACAGUAUAAACUUUCAAAUGGGCCAGUGCUGGAUGAGUAUGGCAAUCCCGCUGGGACACCAAGUAUUGAAGAAGCUUUGCAAAUAAUCCACGAUUCCGACAAACCGCAUAGUGUCCUUCAGUCCAAUAAAGUCAACAAUGGGUUUUUCCUCCAUAGUCAGGAUUUAGGUGAUUUUAAUUCCAAACUUAACACAGAGGAACCAUGCUUGGACUCUACUGCAGAGACAAAGGGGGCUAUGAGCCCUGACACUACUGAGGUGGACACUGGGAUUCAUGUUCAGACAGAAGACAUUCAGGAAACAAUAGACGAGGACUCUUCUUUAAGAGACUACACAGUGAGCAUGGACUCUGACUUGGACCACGACUAUGAACUAAAAGUAAGCAAUCCCAGGGACAUCACAAGCCCAUGCCCGAGCUCAGUAAGUGCCAAGUCCCAGGCUGGGAGCAGUGCUUCUUCCAGCUCUGGAGUUAAGAUGACCAGUUUUGCAGAACAGAAGUUGAGGAAAAUUAACCAUGUUGAUGGCAGGAGCAGCGGAAGCAGCUCCCAAAAGACAACCCCAGAGAGUUCAGAGCUAAACAUUCCACACAUGGGGGCAUGGACUCAAACACCGGAGGAGAGCCCGGUCAGGCAGGGGAGAGAUCCCACACAGCUCCUGGCUUCGGAAAUGGUUCAUCUCAGGAUGCAGUUGGAGGAGAAGAGGAGAGCGAUUGAAGCCCAGAAGAAGAAGGUAGAGGCAGCGUUUACAAGACACCGGCAGAGAAUGGGGAGAACAGCAUUCCUGACUGUAGUAAAGAAGAAAGGAGACGGCACAUCGCCACUUAGGGAGGAAUCUAUUGGUUCAGAGGAUGAAAAGCUAUCAGCUGACAGCCAGCCUUCCAAGAUGUCAGAGGAUAAUACCCUAAAACCUGGGAAAUGCAAAACUGAGGAUACAUGGUCUGAAGAUAACAUGGACCCAGCUCAGAGCAGGUGGCUGAAAUCACCCACUGAUGAGUCUAUAGGAGAGGGAGACCUUGUAGAGUACACCAAAUCCAUUGAGAAGCUGAACUCUUCUCUGAACUUCCUGCAGCAGGAAAUGCAACGCAUAGCACAGCAACAGGACAUCAUCAUGCAGAUGAGGGAGCAGCAAGCCUGGGGGAUCUCUCCUUCACAGCCAUCUCCUCAGAAACAGGUGCGGGAGCUCCGCUCUACUUCACGCUCGACUGGCUCUCUGUCACCGGUCCUGUCAUCGGCCGGAGAAUCCCCAAGGACUUCUCAUCGAUCCCCUCAGGCCAUAACAAGAAAGUCAGCGUCUUUUCACUCCAAAACCCCAAGGACUCAAAGACCAAACGAGUUAAAAAUCGCCCCUUUCAGCCGUGUCUUGACCAGUCCCCAGUCAGUAGACAGUCUCCCCCACCUCCGGAGGUUUUCUCCCAGCCAGAUCCAGACAAAGUCGUUUGUGCACUUCGGAGAUGACCAUGCGCCCACCGGUGAAUCGGAGUCGAGAGACAAGUAUUCUGCCCAGGAACCUAAACCAGCAGACUCUGCGACAGAGCAAGGUUCAGAGAUGGGGGAGGCACAUAAGCAGCUCCCAGCAGAGGAAGAGAAGGAGGAUAAGGAGGAUAAGGAGGAGGUCAAGCCCCUGGAAUCGACAGUUUCAGAAGUAUUAUCCCAGCCUGUUAAAGAGACCUUUAUUCUUACCCCCAACACUGAAAACCCAAGGGAGCCUAUAGGACAGAGCACUAAGACUGUGAGCUUGAUUGAGGUUCCUCUCUCUGUGCUGAAGCCGCUAGAGGGGCAGGUGCUGGAGGAAGCCGGUGAGGGAGGCAGUACCGGAGACAUUUAUUAUGAUGAUCAGAAAAUGUGCUGUGGAUUCUUUUUUAAAGAUGACCAGAAAGGAGAAGACGACAUGGCGAUGAAGCGAGCGGCCCUCCUGGAGAAACGACAGCAGAGGGAGAGGGAGAACCAGCAGCGAAAGCAGCAGCUGGAUGUGGAACUGGAGCAGAAGAAAGAGGAGGCCAGGAUUAAAGCAGAAGAAGAGCGUCAGAAGAAAGAGGAUGAGAAGGCACGGCGAGAGUACAUCAAGCAGGAGUUCCUGCGGAGGAAGCAGCUCAAACUGAUAGAGGACAUGGACACGGUGAUAAAACCUCGGCCUGCGAGCUCCAAGCAGAAAAGGCCUCGUCCCAAGUCGGUACAUAGAGAUAUAAUGGAGUCGCCCAGAACCCCCGUCAGAGCUUCAGCAGGUUCACGACCUCGUGUGUUUUCAGUGUCUAGCCUUUCACUGGCCUCCUUAAACCUAGCAGACAAUGAGAGCAUGCUAUCAGGCAAGAGAAGUCCCAGUAGCGUAGCCUCUGGAAACCUUUACUACUUAAUGAAAUCAUCUAAACUGAACAAGGCAAGACCUGAGUCCACAGAUGGGCUUUUGUCUCCUUGUCGAUCAUCCAGUCGCAAUGAGGAGAAGGACUGGGAAAAUGGCUCAACAACCUCUUCAGUGGCGUCGAAUACAGAGUACACAGGACCAAAGCUGUAUAAGGAACCAAGUGCAAAGUCUAACAAACACAUAAUCCAGAAUGCUUUAGCUCAUUGUUGCCUGGCCGGCAGAGUAAACGAAGGUCAGAAGAAUAAAAUAUUAGAGGAAAUGGAGAAAUCAGAGGCCAAUAACUUUUUGGUGUUGCUCCGGGAUGCUGGCUGCCAGUUCAGGUCGGUGUACACGUACUAUCCUGAGAUGGAGAUGAUCAACAAGCUGGCUGGCAUUGGGCCAAAGUCCAUCUCCAGGAAGAUGAUAGAGGGGCUUUACAAAUACAACUCUGACAAGAAACAGUUCAGCCACAUUCCCGCCAAAACCAUGUCUGCCAGCGUUGAUGCAAUUACCAUUUACUGCCACUUGUGGGCCAAGAGGCCAGUGACGCCCAAAAAAGUGCUGCCUUCCAAGUCAUAGUGGAUUGAACUCUGUUUUUUGGAAAUUUUUUUAAAAACAUUGCACUUCACUUUACCAUUAGGAAAAGGCUUUUAGCUGCCGAUGGACAAUAACACUAGAUCCAUUUUUUAUUUUUUUUUGUUCGAACUGGACACAGAGUCGUUAUGCACAACUGGAAUGUAAAACACUAUUUAAAAUUAUUAAAUGGAUAUCACUAAUGUGUUUAGUACAAGAGAUCAUUGAAUAUUAGGUCAUUUUAUUGAAGCACGUGUGUGUGGUUUUGUGUGUGCUAAUCGAAAGAUAUAUUUUAAUUUGGUGCACUGAAUGCCAUUCAUCUGUAUAGAUUGAAUAGUCAUACCUGUUAACAUUUGUGGCCUUAUGCUUUUUUUAUUUUGUAUGCGACUGCCAUGAGGUAUUUGUGAGGGUGUUAUUUCAUGAGAGGUUUUUGAAUGCAAGUGACAUUUGUUACUUAUUUUGUGAUAGAAAAAAAAAUAUGUUUGGUCUUAAGAGUUGAGUUGAAAACCUGAAGGUAUCAGGGGAGGUCUUAAAAAGUACUAUGUACCUUUACAAAGUGUAUCAUGUUGUACUGUAGAUUUAAAGGACGUCACUACAAAAGUAUUAACUUAUUAACUAGGUUAUAGCAAAUGGCAAAACUGACAAACUCCAAAACUGAUGUUUCUUUAGAAAUGUAUUUAACGGCAAGUUUACACAGUAGAAUGUUUAAAGAAACAAAAUAAAGUGGACACAACUAAUACGUUUCAUUACAUAUUUAUGUUAUGCAUUUGGCUUCUCAGCUCUAGCUAUAGUAUAAAGAGCCUUUGUUGCUACUCCAAGUAAUGUAAUGAACAUAUAACGUCCACUGUUAACAGGAUUCGUUAUUGUCAAUCUCUGUAUUCACACCCCACCCCUGCACCCCCCCCACCCCAAAUCAGUUAAUUCACACCCCACCCCUGCACCCCCCCUCCCACCCCAAAUCAGUUAAUUCACACCCCACCCCCGCACCCCCUCAUCCCCACCCCCACCCUCACCCUCAUCCCCACAUCAGUUCAUUCAAAUGUCUAUUACAUUAACACUAAAGAACCCAUACCAGUAAAUACAAUGAAAAACAUUUGUCAUGUCGGGUUACAGAUAUUAUAUUUGGCAUUUAAGAUUUUCACAUUCAGUGGGACUAGUUUGCCAGACUUGGCUGUUCUGAGCAAAUGAGUGGUUCCAGGAGGGUUAAACUGUAGUUUAGAGUUGUAAAUACCAGUUUAAAAACCAAGGGUAUUCACGAAUACUGAAACUCCAGUCAUGUAUCCAACAGCCAUAGUGAUUGCUGUAUUAGCUACAUGUCUUAGUAGGUCAUAUUAUGUUUUCAUGGAAAGUUUUAUCCAUGAAAAAUGAUGUAUUUAUCUGGCCAAACAUUACUGCCACAUUUAUUUAUUUUUCUUUUUAAGGUUUAUGUAUACAUAAAUGUGCAUAUUAAGCAUGUUAUUACUAAAGAGAAUCCCUGAUUUUUUUUUUUUUUAAUUUCCCCCAUGGAUGGGAGCUAGCUAAGUAAUAGGGUUAAAAUAAAACAAGAAAUACCUGAUAUAGUUUUGAUAGACUGCAGGUCACAGGCCUCCCAUGUCCUGUCUUAUAUUUUCAUACUCUUGAAAUGAUAUACCGGUAUGUAUUUCCAUGUGUGUGUUGUCAAUCAGAUAAAUACUAAGGGGAUGAUAUGUUGUUACUGCUAUACUGUGUUUGUGAGGUGGAGGUGUCCGUAUUCCUUCAGUAAAUGUCUUAUCGAGAAUCUGCAAAA
Molecule: messenger RNA, 6861 nt
Organism: Acipenser ruthenus (sterlet)
Lineage: Eukaryota; Metazoa; Chordata; Actinopteri; Acipenseriformes; Acipenseridae
Product: calmodulin-regulated spectrin-associated protein 2-like
Exons: 19
Coding region: 609-5102 (1497 amino acids)
Biological process (GO): neuron projection development; cytoplasmic microtubule organization; negative regulation of microtubule depolymerization
Cellular component (GO): microtubule minus-end
Molecular function (GO): spectrin binding; calmodulin binding; microtubule minus-end binding
Source: RefSeq, a predicted model, not a curated record